Messenger RNA from Colias croceus (clouded yellow), 424 nucleotides. It is a transcript of the gene ksh, whose product is annotated as protein kish-A. The transcript has 3 exons. Gene Ontology annotation, biological process: protein secretion; intracellular transport. Bases 206 to 424 code for a protein of 72 amino acids. NCBI's taxonomy places the organism in Eukaryota, Metazoa, Arthropoda, Insecta, Lepidoptera, Pieridae. The record is from RefSeq and is a predicted model, not a curated record.
CAUCGCUGUCAGUGUCAGCUGUUGCUUAUUUAUAGGUAUUUUGGAAUUUUGUGUAUCGUGGAACUAUUAAAAGUUUUUAAAUAAUUUCAGAAAUAGAGAAUAUACAUCUUAUAAACUGACUUUCAGAUACAACUGUAGAUUUAAAAACACAGCUAAAGUAUUAUAGAUGAUUGAAGAUUGAUUAGUUUAUAAAAAAACAUACGAAAUGAGUGCGAUUUUUAACUUCCAAAGUUUACUAUCUGUUAUACUGCUGUUAAUAUGUACGUGUGCUUAUUUGAGAUCAUUUUUCCCCAGUUUGAUGGACAGAAAUAAAACCGGCCUUUUAGGAACAUUUUGGAAAUGUGCUAGAAUUGGAGAACGAAAAUCACCCUAUGUUGCAGUUUGUUGUGUGAUAAUGGCAUUUACAAUUCUAUUUUUAACGUAA